Molecule: messenger RNA, 1236 nt
Organism: Hippoglossus stenolepis (Pacific halibut)
Lineage: Eukaryota; Metazoa; Chordata; Actinopteri; Pleuronectiformes; Pleuronectidae
Product: transmembrane emp24 domain-containing protein 1-like
Exons: 4
Coding region: 145-849 (234 amino acids)
Biological process (GO): intracellular protein transport; Golgi organization; endoplasmic reticulum to Golgi vesicle-mediated transport
Cellular component (GO): COPII-coated ER to Golgi transport vesicle; Golgi apparatus; endoplasmic reticulum
Source: RefSeq, a predicted model, not a curated record
GCCAGUGCCUAUCAGCCUCCUCUGCAGCCGUCACAGUAUGAGAGAAAGCAGUUUCAGACAGGGAGUGAAAUAGUUUUGUUGUCAAUGUGCAACGUAGGAGAAGAAAGGGGCUGAGAAAGGAGGUGGGAGUGGAGUAAAUGGACAAUGCAGUGCGACCGGAGGAUGAUGAGUGUGUCUGCACAGCUCUGUUUGCUGGCAUGUGUCACUCUCACUGGACACUUGACUUUGGCUUUGGGCUCAAAUCAAGACGUGGAAUUGACAUUUCUGUUACCUGCCGGCAGCACCGAGUGUUUCUACCAAACCACCGCGAGUAACGACACCAUGGAAGUGGAAUAUCAGGUGAUAGCCGGGUCCGGUCUGGCCGUUGGUUUUGACCUCAUCUCACCCAGCGGACACCGGGUGGUCUCUGACUUCAGGCAAUCUGAAGGCAUCCACACGAUGACUCACACAGAGAAUGGAGAUUACCGGCUGUGUUUCGACAACAGCUUCAGUAAAAUGUCGGUGAAGGUUGUGUUCUUUGGGGUGAGCGUCAGGCCAAACAGCCAGAGCAGUGGAAGUAGAGGCCGAGUCGAGUGGGAGGACAUGGCCAUGACUGACAGCCUGGUGGAGUACAAACUGGAGGACAUCAGGGCGACGAUGGACUCCGUGUACCAGCGACUGGAGAAAACCCGUCAGGUCCAGGCCUCGCUGCGGGCCUUCGAGGCGAGGGACCGCUUCCUUCUGGAGGACAACCUGUGGCGGGUGUCCUUCUGGUCCUGCCUCAACCUGCUCGUCAUGCUCACUGUUGCCGCCACUCAGAUCUACACCCUGCAACGUCUCUUUGACAGCAACAAGCGGACGUGCACCUAGUCGCAACACAACUGUUUCACUGACCUCCAGCUGACACCUCACUGCUCUCACACUGGAGAGCUGGACGUUCAAUUGACAUGUGAGCUGAACUUAAAGGGAUGAACUGAUUCAUCAUGCGCUGAGGAACUUUUUAAAUUACUGCCAAAGAUACUGCUUAUGUUUUGAAUGUUUGGUCCAGUCGUACCAACACCUGAAUCUCUGACUUACAGUACUGGAAUAUGCACAAAUCGAAGGUUGUGCAUAAAGAUGGACGCCGCAGCUCCACUUCCUCCCGCGAUCCAGAAAUGAAGCCCAAAUGACCCGCAGAUGAAAGCUGCCAUCUCCUGCGGACGAUGAUCAAGUGUUUCACCCCAUUUUAAUAGCAACAAAUAAACCUAAAAAUGUCAA